This is a messenger RNA of Candidozyma duobushaemuli, 2886 nucleotides long. It is a transcript of the gene HOF1, whose product is annotated as formin-binding protein. Gene Ontology annotation, cellular component: cytosol. Gene Ontology annotation, molecular function: D-arabinose 1-dehydrogenase [NAD(P)+] activity; protein binding. Bases 1 to 2886 code for a protein of 961 amino acids. The transcript has 2 exons. NCBI's taxonomy places the organism in Eukaryota, Fungi, Ascomycota, Pichiomycetes, Serinales, Metschnikowiaceae. The record is from RefSeq and is a predicted model, not a curated record. Gene Ontology annotation, biological process: dehydro-D-arabinono-1,4-lactone biosynthetic process.
AUGUCGGUGGAAACAGCUUUUGUUAAUCGCUUUUGGGGCCAGCAGGAGGCCGGCUUCCAGGUGAUACAGACUAGACUUGCACAUUCAUUGACUACCCUCCAGGAACUUCUAACAUUCUACAAAGAACGAGUUGCCAUUGAGAAAGAAUAUAACAAACGCUUGGAUAAGCUCGUGAGCUCCUAUACGCUAGGCUCUGGUGAAACGGGCUCAAUCAAGGUUGCCUUGGAGAAAUUGCAGAACGAGAGUGGUAACAUGGUUAGACAGAACCAGAAGUUCAUCAAGAGUGUUUCUUUCCACAACUACGAAAAGCUCAGCUCCUUUUACGGCAACUAUAAACACAACGUCUCCAAAAUGGAGUCUCAUAUGCAAAAGGUCUUGAGCAAAAAGAAGGACUUCUUCACCCACCUCGAAGCCAUUAAAGACAAGUACAGAAUAGAAUGCCAUCUGAUCAAGACAUUGCUGCUACAGUGCCAGACCACAUGGGGUAAGGAACUAGAGAAGAACAAAGCAAAGCUCAUAAAGGCAGAGAAGAAUGCUGGUGUACUCAAGGACCAGUAUUUGAAGUGCAUCCAUAAGUGCACGGAAAUACAUGAUGUGUGGGUUAGAGACUGGCGUGCUGCUUUGCUGAAUGUUUAUCAGUUAGAAAUUGAGCGUAUCCAAAUUUGCAAACUCAAUUGCUUCAAUUUCUGCAACCACGUUGCAUCGCUAUGUGUCGAUUGGGACCAGCUGGUGGAUGUAGCCAGAACCUCGUUUGCAAGCAUACUAGCACCGAAAGAUAUCCAUGAUUUUGCCGAGGCCUACGGCACGGGCAACAAGAUUUCCAAAGCCCCGAAGUUUAUCGAUUUUGCAGAAGGAUACGAUGACGACUCCGAAUCACAGGACUUCGAGCUCGCUGACUUUAAAGAUCCAGACUUCUCCCAGAUUCUUACUAGAACAUUCUCCACUCAGUCAGCUCCAUCCAGCAAACAAACAAGCCCCACCAAAAGAAGCCCGAAGAGAAACAACGUUGAGUCAGGCUCACCCACAAGAGCAACGAAUGGCGGUCUACUAGUACCACAGAAUAAGAGCCUUCCACCAAUCAAAGAACCAAAUGGCAACGGUGAACUCCGCAAGCAAUUAUCACAGACAAGUAACUACACAUCUGGUCCAGAAGACAAACACGAUGUGUUCGAUUCCAGCAAGAAAUUCCGUGAAUCCAAUGACCUGGACUACUCCAAUCCCACGAACUAUACCUCGCAGACGACAAGAAGUUGGGCAUCUCCAAGAAAGAAGGAGAGACUGGAAAUGCAAGAAAGAAUCAAUCGAAGACUGCAAGAUUGGACCAAUACAUUCCAGCCUCCACCGCCCCAGCCAGAGAAGCCCGCUGUUUCCAUUAACAAGGACUUUUCAAUGGACUUCAUUGCCAAAGCACUUGAGGAUCUUAAUACUGGAGGCAAUGGUGAUGUGAACCAGUUCAGGCGAUCUGUAAGGAGUCAGGCAAAAGACAAUGACCAUGUGUCCUAUAGGAACCAUCGCCCUCAGUCAGACUUCGUUGAUGAUUCCAGAGAACAGGCAACUAGGUAUGAUUCCAUCUCAUUCAAGACACCACAAAAACCGAGGCCAAAGUCUAUGGUGGACAGUGUCAUGGGCGAAGAUGAUCUGAUGAGGACUGUUGUUGCAAGAACUCCUAUGAAACCACAGACUCAAUCCAAGCGGUUCUCACUGCAAUCUCCCACAAAAUCGUACAUGGACCUUCAUUCUAUGAUAGAUAAAGUGACGCCGGCGUCAGGACACGAGUAUGUGGCCAAGGCAAAGGCCAUUUAUACGUACAGUGCUAGAGAGGAGGGAGAACUCUCGUUCAAGAAAGGCUGGAACAUGUUUGUGCUUCAUAAGCAAGAGGACAAUUGGUAUGUGUGUGAGUUAGCAAACAAUUGCGGAAGUGACGUUGGAAACGUUGGUUUAGUACCUUACAAUUAUGUGAAGGAGGGCGACAACAUUCUUGAUAUCGCCUUCUCCAAAGGUCUCAAUGCUAUAGAUACCUCCUCAUACUACGGCAGAUCAGAGGAAUUGAUUGGUCAGGCCUUGAAGAACCUUCAGUCCAAGUGGCCUCGUGAUAGCUAUUACAUUUGUACCAAAGCUGGACGUAUUGCCGACCACGAGUUCAACUACUCUAGAGAACAUGUGAGGGCCUCGGUCAAAAACUCAAUGAAGCUACUUAAUACGAACUAUCUCGACCUUGUUUACAUGCAUGAUGUUGAAUUUGUGGAAACUCCAAAGAUCUAUGAAGCUUUGAAGGAAUUGCUUGCGUUGAAGAACGAGGGGUUGAUCAAGGCAUUUGGAUUCUCAGGGUACCCUAUCAAAUUUUUGUAUGAGAUUGCGCAUACUUGUGCUCAUGAGAAGAAGGAGGAGAUUGGCCCCGUGGAUUGUAUUCUUACCUACUCUCAUGGCUGUCUUCAGAACACUGCCCUUUUUGAUAUGUACGACUCGUUCAUGAACGAUUGCGGCAUCAAAAAGCUUCUUAACGGAUCCAUCUUGAGCAUGUCUCUUCUUCGGUCAGGUAAAACGCACGACUUUCACCCUGCUCGUGUUGAAUUGAGGAAUAAAGUUGACGAGGUGGCUCAAUCCUUAAAGGAUUCACAUAACGUGGAGCUUGCAGAAUUGGCUACAAAGUUUGCUCUCAAACGUUGGCUUUUUGACUCGAAAAGUCAGAAGGAAUAUCCACUUGAGUGGAAUAAUAAGACCUCUGUGGUACUUGGCGUGUCUACGGUGGACGAGCUUAAAUCUGCCUUACAAAGUUAUUAUAGCGUGAAGGACCAGGCCAAUGACGAGGACGAGAAAUUGUUCAAGUUGACAAUUGACAAGCUCGGUGACUAUUAUAAUGAAACCUGGCCAUCUGGACUUCACUAG